AUGCGGCAUGCCUGCCCUCUAGCUGCACCUCAUACAGAAACGGCAGCGAAACAGCAUUUGGUGCUGCAGGAGCAUCAUUGGGUGGAGGGAAGGAGGGAGACAAGACUUGGCAGACAUCUGAAGUCACCUCCAGAGGCUCCAGGCGCAGACGACCGUCUCAACCACCUCAAGGCUCAAGCCCCCAACCUCGAGUCGCGGCUCGCCAUGAUUGAUGCUAUUGUCGCAAUUGCAACAGCAACCUCAAGGGUAAUCAUACACCGCCAUACUCCGUGCCAAAUCGAACCUCUCACUAUCUUUGCCAAUACAUGCGCAAUCCACAUCAUUCUGGCCGUUGUCGGACUUGGCCAUGCAGAGUCACGUUGGGUGCGGCAUCGAUCAAUCGUCGUUGCUUAA
Molecule: messenger RNA, 393 nt
Organism: Colletotrichum abscissum
Lineage: Eukaryota; Fungi; Ascomycota; Sordariomycetes; Glomerellales; Glomerellaceae
Exons: 1
Coding region: 1-393 (130 amino acids)
Source: RefSeq, a predicted model, not a curated record